GCGGGGAAAGAUGUCGGAGCGGGCGGGGAGCAGGGUGGCCGCCGCCGCCGCCGUGGCCGCCAGCGAGAAGCGGCGGCAGCAGCUGCAGCGCUGGAGGGGUUCCUGCACCGAUCUGGAGGCGGGCGAGCCGCGGUGGCGGGCGCGGCCCGGGGCGGCGGGCUGCAGCCCGAGGCGGGUGAGGUUCGAGGCGGCGGCCGAGUUCCUGGCGGCCUGUGCGAGCGGAGACGCGGCGGAGGCGGGGGAGAUGCUGCGGGGCGGCGCCGACGUCAACGGCGCCAACGCGGACGGCAUCAGCGCCCUGCACCAGGCUUGCAUUGAUGAAAACUUGGAAAUGGUGGAGUUCCUGCUGGCGCAGAAUGCCAAUGUUGACCAGUCGGAUAAUGAGGGAUGGACACCGCUCCACGUGGCUGUAUCUUGCGGCUACUCUGAAAUUGUUGAAUGUUUAAUCAACCAUGGUGCCAACAUUGCUGCUGUGAACAGCGAUGGUCAGUUGCCAAUUGAUCUUGCAGAAGAGGACUACAUGGAGAACCUGCUGCAGGCUGAGAUUACUAAACAGGGGAUUGAUGUAGAGUCUGCAAGGCGUGAGGAGGAGGAAUUGAUGCUGCAACAUGCCAGGCAGUGGCUAAAUAGUGGCAAGAUUGAAGAUGUAUCUCACCCGAAAACUGGUGCUAACGCCCUCCAUGUUGCUGCAGCCAAAGGCUACAUAGAGGUGAUGAGAUUACUCCUUCAGGCAGGUUUCAGUGUCACUGCACAGGACAAGGAUGGCUGGACCCCACUGCAUGCUGCUGCACACUGGGGAAUGGAGGAUUCUUGCAAACUUCUCGUGGAGCAUUUCUGUGACAUGGAAGCACUAAAUAAUUCGGGUCAGACACCAUUUGAUGUUGCAGACGAAGAUAUUUUGGGAUUACUCGAGGAUCUACAGAAGAAGCAGGAUGAUCUGAGGACUGAGAAAGAGGAAAAGAUGAAGCGUGCCAUCAUCGAAACAUCCACACAGCAGCAGCAACAGUCGACCAAACCAAGGAAGAGUUCUGUGUGCCGGAUGAGCAGUAGGGAGAAGAUUUCAGUGCAGGAUCUGUCAAAGGAACGCAAAACCUUGGAGACGUUGCCUUUGGAUGAAAACAAGAAAGAGGAAUCCAGCAGCUCGAGUUCAGAGACUGAAGAAGCCUCUGAGUCUGACUCGGAGUGUGAAACUGCAAAAAAGAAGAAACCUGUCCUCGAUGCCAAUAAUGUAAAUGGCACUGAAGCUUUGCCACUCAUUCCUCCUGUUACACUAGCACCAGCAACCCUAAAGUAUACUGAACCGUCAGCAAAGCCAACUGUCAAGCAAGAAGCCCCUUCUGCUUGGCACACAGAACUUCGGAAAACGAGUAGUUAUGUCGCAUUACAAGAUGCACAAAUCAUCUCUGAGAAGACUCCAUUGACCAGUAUCAAGCGCUCUGCCUCCACUCCGCGGCUAGGUUUAGAUAAGAAGGGCAAAGAUGUGCCGGAAACCAGGCUGGCUAGAGUGCCUCCAACUCCAAUCGGAAGGUCAUUCAGUGUGCCAGAGACUUGUGCUGAACACACAGUAAGCUCUACGUACCAGCAAGGUAAAGAACCAAGCUCCCAGAUCCAGAAGGACUUGUCAAUCACCCAACAAGGGGAAACCACUGUUCCAACAAGCAAUAUAGACUUUAAAGAGAGGCGCAGAUUGUACCUUACCCCAGUGCGUGAUGAUGAAUCAGAAUCCCAAAGAAAGGCACGGUCACGGCACGCUCGACAGUCCAGGCGAUCGACGCAGGGUGUUACUCUCACUGAUCUAAAGGAGGCGGAGAAGACACUCGGUAUUUCUACUGAGAAGAAAACCCAAGACCAGCUGGAAAGGAGGGAAGAAGUGAAAGAGAACGAUGGCAAGAAAGAAAGGAGUUCAGUGACUGAGGACAAGGAUGUGGGUAGUCGACUGAGACCCUUUGCCACGGAUACGGUUAACUCUGCCUCAUCACUUGCUCCUGUGCACUCCAGAUAUUAUGUUCCUGCAGCUUCACUUCAGGUCUCCAAUAAAGAUGCAGAAUUGGAAAGUGGCAAAAAGGAAGAAGGGGAUGGCGACAAUAGCAGUCGGAAUCGGAUAUCUGUGCGAGAUCGACGGAAAGCCAGGAAAGAACGCCGGUUUACUGGCAAACCAGAUUCCACAGAAGAGGAAGACAGCACAGAACAGAUGAACAGUGUGGAUACUUCAGCACACAGGUGUAGCUCGGUUUCAACUGAUCAGAUGAGUGAUUGGAUUCCGAGCAGAACUGGAACCCCCACCCACCACAGUCCAGGGGUAAUGGCAGACAAUAAUGGUGACUUCAGGAAGAUGUAUGAGAUGGUCUUGUCAGAGAAUGUGAGACUUAAGGAGCAGUUACGAGAUGCACAGUAUUACCUCUCGCAAGCGAAUCACGAGUUGGAGAGGGUAAUAAAGAGACAAGAGCAGCAUGGAGAUCAGCCCGCACAGUUGGAACUGGAGAGAUUUGAGCGAAGGGCGUUUGAAAGGAAGACAGCUGAACUGGAGGAGAGGCUAAAGAUUUUAACAGAUUUAAAAGCGGACAAUCAGAGACUUAAGGAUGAGAACGCAGCACUGAUCCGAGUCAUCAGCAGACUGUCAAAAUAGUGAAGGUGUCGUCGUCCAGUUGACCAGCCUGUGGGAGAGCAGUUGCCAGCACUAUUACCGUAGAGUUGACGCGGUCUGGGUCAAAGGGGAAUAUUUUCAAUGCCAAGUAUCUUUCCACAGCAAAUCCAAAUUACUGUUGGUGGGGGGAUUGAUGGCAGAAGCAGGGAAGAGAAUUUAAACCAGGUUAAUAGCCCAAACGGCUCGGGUGGACAAGACUGGCCAGUGUAGGUUAAACAGAAUGAAGUGCCAACCCUUCUGUCCUAAGCCCCGUUACUUAAUUUUCACACCUAAUUAGUGUGAAGCUUCUUUAUCGGAUCUGAGUAUGUCCAGAAAAUAUAUUUGUGUUCCUGUAAAUGGAAUUUGUACUUCCUUUACUUGUUUGUCUAUACGUGUGCGGGUCAGUUGGACAUAUGUUUCUAUCUCUUGUCCUUUCACUGUGGCCAUUUGGAGAUUACCACUGCCCCUUUCUCCUAGCACCCCACAGAAGUUCCUUGCAAUCUUAAAACUUUAUCCUUCCUUCCAUAAACAUUCCUAAGUUGCAAUUCUAAUAACAAUCACUGUAUAGAAUGUAAAAAGAUUUUGAAUGCCUGUGUGCAGACUUUUUUAAAAGAUAUUAAUGCAGUAUUAAAACUGAGAAGUUAAUGUGAAUGUUAAUAAUUUCAAUUUGAACAGGGGCUAUAUUUUCCCAAUUUAAGCUUGAAUGGGCCAGAAUUGAACUAACCCCAGUAACAUGGUCCUUGUUUAGGAUAUAAUCUUCCCAUGUGAGAUCAGGGGAGGAAAUGUGAAUUAACCUUGUUCACAUCACUUUGCUCUCCACUUUGAAGGGUUAUGCAUUUCCUUACUUGCUUUUCAAUAUCAUUGUGGUGAUGUGUCUCUGUAUUCAGUCUGAAUUUAUGACCUUGGAACAAUUAGUACUCUGUGGGGCCUGUGGAAACCGUGCACUAUUUAAUGUGGCAGCUGCACCUCCGCUGCUUAAAGGUCUUGUAAGUCAACUGCACCUGUGGCAGGGUGAGUUGUACCACAGUAUUGAGCUAAACCCAAGACAUUUUUCCUCUGAUGUGAACGCUUUGCUUGAUUUGGAAUCCAGACCAGUAUGUCUCAAUAUUGAUAAUUUUCAGUGUUUGCAGGUAAUGAGAGUUAGCUCAACUUCUUAAAAAAAAAUCUGUCCCUACUUUACUGGAAACAUGGUGUGGUAACAAUGUGGCUUAUAUAACCAUGGAUGUGUGUUGCUUCAGCGAGUAACUGGUCUCACAGACAAAACCAGUUGACAGGAUCGUCUCUGUCACAACAUUAGCUUUUUAUACUGAUGACCCAAAUGUUAGGCCUGCAAACCUUACUGCAAAGUAGUGCAACGUGGUUUGUAAAUCUGAAUGAUAAUCCAGUGGUUAUAUUUUGCUGGGUAGGGGUAGUAACUAAGACUUUACAGAACAGGUGGUGACAAAGCAGUUAGGACCCAAGUUCCAUCCCACGUGUACCCGUAAUGCAGGGAAGCUAAACAAACGGGGAAGACGAUUGGGGAAACGAACAAUAAAAUCGGUCAUGAGCAUUAACGUCCUGAGGAACAGCAGAAGUCACCAAAAAAAUUACAGAUGCUGGAACUCUGAUCUAAAAACAGAAAAUGCUACAAGUGUCUGUGUGGAGGGAGAGAGUUUACAUUUCUGGUCUUGAUUCUGUGACCCAAGCUGAAAGUGAAUGUCGCCUUUGAGUAUCACUUUUAUCUAAAAGAUUAUCUGCCAGUACCCAAUUGUCUUCUGAUUUUGGAUUUAAUUUUUGCCCCUAUCAUGAAUUCAGAGCAACAAAAAGUGGAGCAGAAUAAUCUGGAAGUAAAGCUGGUUUAUCAGGUACAAUGAAUGUUGGGACUUCAGCCCAGACUUGAUUUUCCACUGUUUUCAUUUUGGUUCCUACAUCUCAAUAUUCCCACCGAGGCAUUCCCAACCAUCGGAGGCAGGUCUGAUCUUUGAAUGUGUUGUAGUUGAAAGGCUUUAGAUUAUUCCUCUGCCAGCUUGCUGUUUGUUGAAUGGUUCUCACCAUUGAAUGGGUGCUGAUUUCUGGAAGGAGAAUGGUGUUUGGUUCAAAUAGUUUGCCUGAUUUUUUUUUCACACCUCCUGAAGCUACUCUCUGCUGUGCGGGACACUGUUACUCAGCCAGUCUGCCCGGGUGUACAAGCUUGUCGAGCACAAUAUGGAUGGGCCAUUCUACUGACACAGUCGGGCUGUAAUGGGUUUGAUAUCGAUCCCCUCCCACACCAUGAGAGCGGUCCUAGGGAUAAUUGCACUGCCCAGUAAAAAUCAGCUAACCCAGUUCCAACCAGGCAGUGGGAUAUUCUGCUCAUAGAUACCACCAGGCAGCUCCGAAGGCUGGAAUGGAAUUGUGCAAAUCACAUUUUGCAACUUUUGAGGACUCUGUUCAAUACAAUGAUUUUUUUUUACUUGAAUCAUUGUUUACCAACCUGAAUGUAAAUUGUGCCUGCUAUGUUUUAACGGUCAUUGUAUCAUGGAGCUUCUGGUUAUUUUACAUGAUCACCAGCAAUAUAACUGGGGGGGCUGCAGGGGGCAUGUGGGUGGCUCUUUUCUAAUGAGGUGAGUAUUAUGUGCACUCAGAGAUUAUUGUAAAGUUAUCAGUGAUGAGCACGAUUUUGUUUGAAGUUUGUAUGACGGUUGGUAGUUCACUUCGGAGUGACCAGGUGCCUUUCCCCUUAUUUUGAGCAUCGUUUAGAUUUUCAUGUAAGUUGUCUUUGUUCACUGGGGUGAGGGUAUUAAUUGUAGGAAGUGAACAUUUCAGCAUCAAAGAUUUGAGGCCGGUGCUGCACCGUGUCAAACGUCCUGUGAUGGAGUUCCAUCCAUCACACCUUUCCAUUUCUCCUGCUAAAUCUGAUGGGCUCUGAGACUGGGGAAUAAUUAGCCGACAUGUGUUGUAGGUCUGUUCUCCAACUUGUUUCCUGUAGGAUGGAGCCAUUCAGUCAGUGGUUCGAGAAUAAUUGUAACCUAAGUGUUGUGGUAGCCACCAGUGGACUUGCUGUGGCGUACACUACCAUCUAGUGGAGGAGCUGUUGUUAAGCACCAUGAGUGUAUAGAUUUAUUUAGGCUUGCACUCACCCAGUACCACAUCUUGUGUCUUUUCCCUCAUCAUCUCUUUAAAUUUCUUCCACUGUCCUGCUGAUACUGACUGUGUGUAGCUACAGCGUCAAGUGUUGCCUGCUGCUUUCAACUUAUGUAAUUGUCUCUGAACUUUACUGACCAAGUCCAGUCACCAUUACAGAAUGCAUGUUCCCCACAACCCUGUCAGGGUUUGCAUUCAGACCCUACAAAGUGCACGGUUCUCGUAUGAAAUCAACUUAAUUCACUUUUCAGAUACUUCAGGCCCUGUGCUGGACUUUCUUACAUUUCAACAUCUUCAGUUUUUAAAGAAAUAUCCCUUGGUUCUGGGAAUCUCCAAACUAAUACCAGAGUUGAUGUUUUUAGUUGCCCUUCCUGUUUCAACAUCUUGCCUGAAGGGUGUUUGGGUGAGAAUGGUUUAUAAUGUCACGUUGUCCUUUCUGUAUUGAUGCAUCAGAGUGCCUGUAAUCACAGCACUGAGGGUAAAACCUAACUUGGUGUGGGGGCAGUGAAUGAGCUGCUGGACUGCAGCAACGUGGAAAACCCUUGUGCAGGCUCUCUUAGGCUUGAUAUUUCAGAUUGAAGUUUCAAGCUAGCUUUUAAAAUUUGCUUUUAUAGCACUUUUAGCUAUCCCUAGUGUUCCAUCAGCCUAAUGCAUUUGGUUUCUCUUAGUGCUUUGAAAUGACAAAUGUUUCCACUGCAUUUCCAGGUCUGGGCAGGUUGCUGUGAGAUUUGACUGCAAAGCUUUUCUCUCGGCAAGGUGCCUCAGCCAGUAUAACCAGAGAAUCUGUUUUGUUGUAUUCUACAAAUAAUGGUCCUGUGAUGUAACAAGAGCCUUAAAGUUUGCAAAAGCAUAUUGUAAUCAUGUCAUGAUAAAUGUUUGUAUGUACUGUUAAAAAGAUAACUGCUCCAUAUGAACUACAGAUACUGACCAGCUGCAAUUCUUUCAGACUACACCCAAUUACACGAUGUGACAUUUCAGGAGGCCUGAGUGUGUCACGAGAGGUUCCACCUACAAAUUAAUUGGCAGAAACCGUGCACACUGCAGGUACCUAUGUGAACGGUGAAUUAUCUUGCCAUAGCUUUUUUUCCUCUCAGAAUACAUCUCAGCCAGCUUUAAAAUAAUUGUUCAAAAAUUUUGAUACCAAAUUGUUUUGAAAAGCCUGGGCUUGUAGCCUGAGGCUCUUUGAUGUAAUACUUGAAAGCAUUUAUUUAAACAAAAGUCCCAGUGACACAAAUUGUAGAUUUGCUAUUAACCCACUACUCCUGAAUUAUUGCAGUAAACUUUUGUGGAACAGUAAACUUUCUCCCAAGGGAAUUUGUAUCAUCCCAGUGCCUUGGGUACUUAAGAUGACAAAUAAAGUCCCACUUAGGACCUGAAGGUUAGAAAAAUCACCUGCAGUGCUUUCUGAACAUUACGGGGUUGGCACACCAUCUUGCUAAUGUGCCAUUGGCCCAGAGUGUUCACAAGGAGUCACAAAAUCCCUUAUCUGUCGGUCCACUCUGAAGUUAUAAUCAUUCCAGAUCAUUGGCUUGGUUUUCCCGCUGCACAUCUCAAGGGUAUUCAGUGAUGCUAUUUUUGUGGAGAACGUUUUGAGGUGAUUUAGCGGAUAUCGUCUUAACUCGAGUUCCAUUGCCAAUUGAGCCGAUGACAAAGACUUUGUGUUGAUGGAGUAGGGACGGCCGGCAUCAAGUGUCACUAAAAGGAUCAUGGCUUCAUCAAAUUUGAAGGAGUGCCUUGGCAGUAUGCUGCAACUUGGUUAAUAUUGAAGUACUCGUGUUGAAUAUGUUUUAUAUUUCAAUCUAAAAUGUGAAGUGUAUUGUGAGUGUUGGCGUGCGUGCCACUAAGAGUCUUAGUCAUGUCAAUGGCUAGGUUUGUCAGUUUAAAAAAAAUGUUUUAUUCUAAAAUGUCUCCUCUCCGACCAGGAUUUGAAACAGUUUUUUUUUGCAAGACUCAACAGCCAUGGGAUGCUGUGUGGUGUUUGAAUACUGUGCCAUGAGUGGUGAUCUGAAUAUAUGGGUAUGGAAUCGUUUUUAAAAAAUACAAAAUAUGCAUUCUUGCAAAUGUGCAAUACACAGAACUCUUACACAAAGUAACUUUAUUUGUUACAGCAGCUAAGCUGCAUUGUUUUAAGCACAAAAAAAAAUGCUGUUGAUGCCUUGUAUAACUUAUAUGUUUAAU
Molecule: messenger RNA, 7903 nt
Organism: Pristis pectinata (smalltooth sawfish)
Lineage: Eukaryota; Metazoa; Chordata; Chondrichthyes; Rhinopristiformes; Pristidae
Product: protein phosphatase 1 regulatory subunit 12C-like
Exons: 22
Coding region: 11-2626 (871 amino acids)
Biological process (GO): signal transduction
Cellular component (GO): cytoplasm
Molecular function (GO): protein kinase binding; phosphatase regulator activity; enzyme inhibitor activity
Source: RefSeq, a predicted model, not a curated record